Asparagus officinalis (garden asparagus) is the source of this 1692-nucleotide messenger RNA. RefSeq names its product barley B recombinant-like protein D. Gene Ontology annotation, molecular function: sequence-specific DNA binding; DNA-binding transcription factor activity. Gene Ontology annotation, biological process: response to ethylene. The coding region runs from base 362 to 1453 and encodes 363 amino acids. The transcript has 5 exons. Gene Ontology annotation, cellular component: nucleus. Lineage: Eukaryota; Viridiplantae; Streptophyta; Magnoliopsida; Asparagales; Asparagaceae. The record is from RefSeq and is a predicted model, not a curated record.
CUCUCGAUUAGCCCCAGACUACGUAGAUCGAAGCGAUAUCACUCCCUGAAGCAUCAAUCGUCGUUAUCUCAAUGAUAUUGGUGAUUUGCACUUGAUUUUGCUCCGGGGUUUACAAUCCUCGCUCCAGUCAAUAUCGCGAGUUGAGAGUUUUGUCUUUCUGGGCUUAUUUUUUCUGAUGAAGAUGUGAUGCUUUCAGAGUUUUUGUCAAAGCCACUUAUGUGAACAUUUUCUUGGCAGGCUUCCAUGGCAUCUCAACAAGAGUUUGGCUUGGACUUCUGAUGAUUGUCUUGCAGCGGGUAUAAGCAUCUGUCUUGCAGCGGGUAUAAGCAUCUCUUUAAUAUUUUUGCUGAAAGUAAGUGUGAUGAUGGAUGACAAUCAGAGGGAAAAUGGGAGGCACAAGGCAGAUCAUUACAAAUCAAUUCACACUCAGUGGAUGAUGCCGCAACAUCAAAUGAAGGACAGCCAGGCCAUAAAACUCAUGACCGUAAUGGCUGAACGUGAUAAUGCCAUCCAAGAACGCAACAUAGCCCUCUCUGAAAAGAAGGCGGCCCAGGCCGAGCGUGACAUGGCCAUCCUCCAAAGAGACGCUGCAAUUGCCGAGCGCAAUGCUGCCAUCAUGGAACGUGAUAACGCCAUUGCAGCUCUCGAGUACGCGCGAGAGAACGGCAUGAAUGCAAACAGUAGUAUCUCCGGUUGCCCUUCUGGAUGCUCUGCUUCCCGUGGAAUGAAGCACACUCACCACCACCACCAUAACCAUCAGCAGCAGCAAAGCCUUCAUGUCCACCCUGGACCAUCACCACCACAGCUAGCCAACGAUCCCUAUAAUCACUCGAGAGAGAUGCAUGUAACUGAGGCAUAUCCCAUUUCGACUGCUUCAGAAGGAGCUGUGAUGGUCCGAAAGGUGAAACGACCAAGAAAGGAUACUAGAGCUCAAGUUCAACCCCAGGCCAGUGCUCUACCCAGGAAGACAAAGUCAAGAAAGGGUAAGAGGAGUUUUGGAGGUGAGGAUUUAAACAAGCAAGCAACAUAUGUGAAGCCACUUGAUGAGUGGAGAAACGAGAUGGGAGGUAGUGGAGAGAACUUAAACAACAAGCAAGGUACCAAGCACCAUAAUGAGUGGAAAGAUCAAGAUUUGGGUUUAAACCAAGUUACGUUUGAUGAGUCAACGAUGCCUGUGCCUGUGUGCUCGUGCACGGGUAAGUACCAGCCAUGUUACAAGUGGGGAAAUGGUGGGUGGCAAUCGGCAUGUUGCACGACGACACUGUCAAUGUACCCUCUGCCGGUGAUGCCAAAUAAAAGGCAUGCUCGUGUGGGAGGGAGGAAGAUGAGUGGGACUGUCUUUACGAAGUUAUUGAGUCGGUUGGCAGCUGAAGGGCAUGAUCUUUCGGUGCCGGUUGAUCUCAAGGAUCACUGGGCUAAGCAUGGGACGAACCGGUACAUAACUAUCAAAUGACAGCAAAGGCAAGGAGGGAAUGCUGCUGCUUUUUCUUUAUGAGUUGCUUGGUGGGCGAUUUUCUUCUUCUUGUUUAUGGUGAGGGGGUAGUGUUCCUAUGUAAGUGGCAGGUGAGGGUCUAUGGAUGUAGAGAGACCUCUUGUACUUACACUAACCUGAAUUGGUUUGGGAAUGAAUGUUGAUUCCUGAAGAAAUGGAAAAUAUGAUGUAUCAAGUUAUGUAAAUAUUUGUUGUAGCCA